ACAAGGCUAACUAGCCAUCAGCGGUCUACAUAUCUGUAAUGUCUGUGUUCAAUAAUCUGAGCACCAUGAGUCCAGGGAAAGAAUCAUCUGUCAGCUUCAGCCAUGACUCCCCAGAGCCUGGCCAAUGACUGGACAGGGUAACUGCUCAGUAGAUAUUGCCUGACGGAUUGCCCAAUGAGAGAAGGGAAGAAAUUCUCAUUUACGUAGGCUCAGGAAAGGGAAGUGUCUUACCCAAGGUCACGGACAUUUUAGAAAAGGCAGAGUCAGAAUUGUAGCAGAAAAGGGGGGGGGCUCCUCUCCUGCCUGUUUCUCUACCCUCAUGCUCUGGGUCAGGUGUCACUCUCUGGAUUUGGGUUUGGUGUGAGGUGGAGGCAGACAUUGGGGGUCCGCUGAGACUCAGGUCAGUCUGAAAGGUCUCAGAACCAGCUGUGUCCUCUGUCACAUCCUUCAGGGAGGGGCUACUUCCCUUCCUGUGAGGCCACUGAUGAGGAACCCACGACAUGUCACACAAAGCCUGGACCCAUGUCACAUCCCAUGCGUCCGUCUGUCUCCCAGGCUCUGUGAAUUUUACUCGUCAUCUGCACACUGAGGACCAUGGAAGGAAGCACCAUGACCGCGACCCUCACUGCCCUUCUCUGCCUCUGUGAGAUCUGGGGAAAUGCAGAGUGAUGGGGCCCCCUGACUUCACAGAUUCUGCUGUAGAGAAACCCCAGGACUCAGGACACUCCCUGGGGGCAGGACCUUGGGGGAGGAGAGGUGUGCUCAGCCCCAGGUCUGCCCCCAGUGUUGAGGGGCCCAGACCAGGCCUGGAGCUUCUACGUGUGGUUGGGGAUGGUUCUCACAGGAACUCUCUUCCAGGGCUGUGUCGGGGUCCAUGGGACCAUUUACAGGCAGAAGUUGUCCCCAAACCCUCCAUCUGGGCUAAGCCAGGCCCCAUGAUCACCAGAGGAAGUCCUGUGACCCUCUGGUGUCAGGGGUCUCUGCAGGCUACUGCCUAUACUCUGUAUAGAGAGAGGGCUCCUGAGCCCUGGGUUACAAGGAUCACACCCAAUUUCAGCAGCAAGACCAGUUUCCACAUUGAAUCCUCCAGCUCACAGCAUGCAGGGCUCUAUGAGUGUGCGUAUUACACCACUGAGCACAAACUCUCAGAGCGCAGUGACCCCCUGCUCCUGGUGGUGACAGGAGUGGACAGAGCACCCUCCCUCUCAGCCCAGCCAAGCCCUGUGGUGGCCUCAGGAGGGAGCAUGUCCCUCGUGUGUCGCUCACAGGACACAUCGGGCACUUUCCAUCUGCUGAAGGAGGGAGGAGCUGACCCGCCCCGACACAUGGAACCGCAAUCAAGGUCCAAUGCUGAGAGCACCUAUGCCCAGGCCACCUUCCCUGUGGGCCCCGUGAACUCCUCCCACGGGGGGACCUACAGAUGCUAUGGUUCAUCCAGAUCCCACCCCAAUCAGUGGUCACACCCCAGUGAUCCUCUGCAUCUCGCGUUCACAGACUACACAUUGGAGAAUCUCAUCCGGAUGGGCAUGGCUGGAUUGGUCCUGGUGGUCCUGGGGGUGCUGCUAUUUCAGGCUCGGAACAGCCCAGGAAGGAUCCACGAUGCAGCCAGGACUUAAAAUAAGGGAGAACAAUGCACUGUUCAGAGUGGGGUGCCGUGGAGCACAUCUGAUGUCCCAGGACGUGAUGAAUGAGCAUCUGGACCCCAGUUGGGAAACUCUCUGCUGGGAAUGUCCAGGGGAGGAGAGGUGCAGAGGAGGUUUGGGUGCACGGGGGCAGGUGCCCUGUUCCUGUGGAGGACGCCUCCCCCAUCAGACUGUGGUGCUCCCCCUCCCUGUCAUCCCUGACUCUCCUCCACUGCCCUCUGUUCUCCCCUGUGACGUGAGGGUCCGUCCCACACGGCUGGUUUGGAUUCACAUCUAUGCACCCUUCAUGCUGGAUCACAGUCAUACACACACAGUGUGGUGUCAUCA
Molossus molossus (Pallas's mastiff bat) is the source of this 1970-nucleotide messenger RNA. Its product is annotated as leukocyte immunoglobulin-like receptor subfamily A member 5. Bases 669 to 1616 code for a protein of 315 amino acids. NCBI's taxonomy places the organism in Eukaryota, Metazoa, Chordata, Mammalia, Chiroptera, Molossidae. The transcript is spliced from 4 exons. The record is from RefSeq and is a predicted model, not a curated record.